AUGGCCGAAAAGCCGCCAGAAGAAGGCUACAUAUCAGUGGUUGACGAAGAACCGGAGAUACUUGAGUUGCUAAAGUGGGAUUCUUCGCAAACACACAAACAACAUGAGCCAACGAGUUUGGAGAAAGCAAAAAGUCCAGAGAAAAAACUUCCGAAGGCGAAAGAGGAUAUAGAUCCGUUUGAUUUGACUGAUCCCGCGUUUAUAGAAACGUAUCGUCUCUCUAAAGAUUUAGCACGGGGUUUAUGUGAAGAAUUAAAACCCGUUAUGCCGGAUUCGACAAAAUCCAUCGAGUUUUCUGUGGAAUGCAAGGUUUUGGCAGCCUUAUCAUUUUAUGCAACAGGAAAGUAUCAGAAAUCAGUUGGGGGCAAGACCGACCCCAGUAUCACCCAAUACUUUGUCUCUACGGCUGUCUUGCAGGUUACGGAAGCCAUGAAUCACCCAACAAUUGUGAAGAAAUAUAUACAUUUUCCUCAUCUGAGGAAUGAAAGAGACAUCAUUAAAACCAGGUUCUACAUGAAAUAUGGCAUGCCCAAUGUAGUGGGGUGCAUAGACUGCACGCAUGUUCCCAUCGCGCGGCCCGAUGACGACCAGAAGAGGCAUUUCAACAAGUCUUACCAUUCCAAGAAAGUACAGAUUAUCUGCGACAGUGACUUAAAUAUAAUAAGUGUGGAAGCGAAGCCGGGCGGGUCGUACACACAUGACGCUAUAUUGAACCAACACGCUGUAAGGAUCGACCUUGAGAGCCUUAAUCAUUCCGGAGAGCAGUGUUGGCUUAUCGGUAGUCCACAUUACUCACAGAAACCGUACCUCAUGACACCAGUCCCGAGGAUCACGAAGAAGUCCCCUGUGUCACCUGAGAAGUACUACACAAAUGUCCACAGUCAAACGCAUCAGUCUGUAACGGACACCAUUAAGCACCUAAAAUCGCGAUGGAAAUGUUUGCAGGCGACUUGCAACAAGCAGUUUGAUCCGCAGACGGUGUCAAUGUUGAUUGUAGCUUGCUGUGUCCUUCAUAAUAUUUGCAACAGACAAGGCCUCCCUGUGGUACCAAUGACACAAACCGAGGAGAGACUUGAGGCCAUGAAACAGAAGGUGGCCAACAGCCCGAUAUCAAGAAAGCAAGUAGAAGACCCGAAAGGAGUUCAAGCUAGAGCCAUAUUAGUUGACAGGUUAUGGAAUGAGCGUAGAAUCGCUCCAGAGUCUUGUGCUGGACCGAAGAAACGUCAGAAGAAAGAUAAAGUUGUGGAAAGUCAUCCGCCUCAGAUGAUCCAUCCGCAGCAGAUGAUGCAGCCUCAAAUGCAUCAUGAAGACCCCAGUAAAAGGCCGAGAAUUGUAAUGAAUAACCCAACGUAUUGUUUAGGGAUGGCGCCAGGGUGGGGGCAUUAUCCCCAACAUUAA
Messenger RNA from Parnassius apollo (apollo), 1398 nucleotides. NCBI's taxonomy places the organism in Eukaryota, Metazoa, Arthropoda, Insecta, Lepidoptera, Papilionidae. The record is from the annotation of a GenBank genome assembly.